Molecule: messenger RNA, 3807 nt
Organism: Zingiber officinale
Lineage: Eukaryota; Viridiplantae; Streptophyta; Magnoliopsida; Zingiberales; Zingiberaceae
Exons: 3
Coding region: 1662-3608 (648 amino acids)
Source: RefSeq, a predicted model, not a curated record
GCAAGAAAGGUGCAAGAUUCUAUAUCCCAUUAACUAACCAUCAAAAUGAUGAGUCAUCUGGAGCAGCUAACUUGAUGGUAAUUUAUGAAAGAAAUACUGUAAAAUUUUUGGUAAAAUGUCUUAGUUUAUCUGGUGCUGUAUAAUAUCUACUAACUAUGUUAUUUCUAGCUCUUAUUUCUCCUUUAGUGGUCCAUUUGAUGUGAGUCAAUUUCUUGUUUCGAUAUCAUGUAUCCUACUAUUUUAUAUAAAUUCAACCUCCCAAAACUCUUUUGCAUUAUCUUGGUAGAGCAAGUGUUGAAACAGUAUCUGCAUCCUAAGCAAUAUAAUAUUUUGAUCUCACUGCAUUGCUGGAUGGAAUUUGCCAGCUUUAUGCAGUUGUGCUUGUGCAAACUGACAUAUGUGGUCUACAUCGAAUUUUCAAAUAGCAUAUGUAAAAGAAAAUAGGUAUCUUCACUAUAAAAGUGAUUAAAGAAAAUGAAAUAGAUAGGUCGUCAACACUUUGCUUGUGCUCAAAUUUUCUCACGUGACUAAUUUUCUAGCUAUGUUACUUGGACUCGAUUACCAAUAAUAACCAACAUGAGUGUGAAUCUAAGCAUCUAAUAUGACUUACUUUGGCAUACAAAGAAUCCAAGCAUCAUAAUUUCCUAGUGCCAAACUACUGAACAUUUUGAUACUUAAUCUUCUGUUCCUACACUAUAAUUACAUCAACAGGAAUUAUACAUAAAGAACAACUAACCAUUUCUUGGUCACCUGGAAAAGAGAGGAUCAUCAAACUCUAGUUAGAGCAAGGGACUUGCUUUGAUACAGCUAAAACUAGCACUAUAAUUUUGAUAUUUGACCUAGAUUUAUGGAAGUUCCAAUUCACCUCAUAAUUUUAUUGGUUUUCUUAAUUGUGACAUGCUCCACGUAAGAUUGCCAACCAUGGAAAUUUGCAAACCAGUUUCAGUUGUGCCAGUCAGCUUCACAUUGUAUUUGUAAACUAAUUGCUGUGGCAAAACUUAAUUGGAGUAGAGUGUACCUAAAAUGAUUUAAAUUUUGAACAUAACCUAAUCAAUAUUCAUAAUUAGGAAAUUGCUAGUGAUGACAUAUUCAGAGAUGUAUAUGAUAAUUAACUGGGGCGUGGCAGAAGUAAGACCUGAACAAGAGGUGAGGAAUAAAAAAUACCAGAUAGAAAAACAAGGAGAUGUAUGGUGAAAUUUUAUUUUCACUUCAACAAUGGUAAAUAUUAGUAUGGCUGAUCGUCAACAUGUCUCUAAAGCGGCUUUUGUGAUGGCUUUACUAGAAUAGAUGAAGUUGGCACGUGCAAACAAGGCAGCUGUCUUUUUUAAUACUCAACUUCAUUCUUUAAGUGCUUUUACUUUCUUGCUCUUGAAACAAUGUUUGUACUUUUAUGCUGUGUUUUUUAUUGCAGAAGGAUAUUCUUUGUUCUCAUCUAAGAAAGGUGAAUAUGUUUACAGGAUUUCUUCCAUAUCACAAUGCAAGGAUUGAUGACUGUUAAACUAGAUGGCUUCAAAUAGCAUUGUUUAUUGUUCAGUUCAUGUUCUCGACUUGCUAUCAUAUGGCUAUCAAGAAAUUUGUUGGUUAGUAAAAGAAAUUCAGGAAAAGCCCUUAGAGAUUCGAUUUUGAAAAAGUUGUUUGGGAAGUUACAGCCUAAACAGAAAAUGCUUCCGGUAACCCCACAUCUGCUGCGCACAUUUUCCAUUCAUCACUUGGAGUGUGAUGACUAUAUUCUUCCAGAGGAAAUGACUAUUAGGAAUGAAACAGCAGUCGAACUGCAGACGUCUGACUCUCAACCUAUUCAGCAAGAUCAACUUUUUGAAAACAAAAUCAACUCCAAAAUUUGUGGAUCAGCUAAUGUCGUAAAACAUGUUGGCCACGAUGAGCUAGUUGAGACUGAAGAACAGGCUAUGCAUAAGGAAAAACUGCAUGCAGCACGUGAAGCACAUAAAGAGUUGCAUUUGAAAAUUGAGGAAGAUCCAAAUUCUGUUCUAGAGAGUUAUUCAACGGAUGGUAAGACAUCCAGUUCAAUUAAAAGACUUAACAACUCUGAUUCAUUUCCAACUCAUUUGUUAGGUACAGAAGGAAGAAAACAUGGUAAGAGUAAUCAAAUUGCAUCCAAGGAGAAUCCUCGGAUUUCGAUGGAUGGGUUGCUCCAUAAAAUCCCCUAUGGAGAGAAGGUAUCCAGGGAAGCAUUAAAGAGAAAGCUGUUUCGGUCUGCCUCAGCCAAAUCAGAUGGGGAGAAAGUGCACCAUAAAACCAUUCAUAGAUCUCGUUCUCUUACUGAAUCAUUGGAUCAGUAUUCUAGUUUGCUAAAUUCCUGUUCAGUUAGAGAAAGCAAAAUGACAUCUGAGUCCUUAAACUCGAUUAACAAACACAGCAGCUUGCAGGACAAGGAUGAAGUGAAAAAUUAUAAAAGGCUUCUUUCUAAUCCUGAAUAUGGUGCUUACCAUUCAGAUAAGAAAAUUCAGAAGGGACUUUUCAAGGCAUCUCUAUCAUUAAAUGAAACAGCAGUCAGCCAACUGGAUGUUGAUGGCUUCAUUGAUACAUGUGGUUUUGCUGAGUCAAAGUUAGUCGAGUCCCCUCUUUGUGUGGAAGUCAAAAUGGAAACUGCUAAAUCUGCAGAUCAAAUUGCUAAAGUGAAUUUUUGUGAGACAGCUGAUGAACAACCUUUGUUAAACAUUACUGUACCUGAGUAUCGUGAAGUGUUUGAAAUCACAGAGACAUCAGAUGAGCAUGGUAUCCCUUUUCAGUUUCCUAAUAAUUCAUUCUUGGAUAGUGAGUCUUACCAGAUUGAACAACCUGAAUCAAAUGAAAAAGGAAAAAGCAUUGCUUCCAUGGACAAGCUGCCAAGGGUACCUGAAACAGAUCCAAGUGCUGAACCAACAAAACAGAGCCAAAUUUCUAAUCUUGACCCAUGUUUUGAAGAAGAAAUUGCGAAGUCAUCAAAAUAUAUAAUUUCAGAAGAUUCUAUACUUAAGAGCCUCCAUUUGAAGGACCUCACGGCAUUGCCAGAACUGGUGAACUCUUUGGAUGUUACUGCAUCCAGUUCCAAUAGUGAAGCGCCAGAUGGAUUAUCUACUUCUGAUUCUUUUUACAUUCAAUUGGAUCAAGAAGAGGAAGCUGAGUUCAAAUACGUUAGGGAUACCUUGAUGAGGUCCAAUAUAAAUAGUUCCGAGUUUAUUGAAGAAUGGUAUCCUCAGUACCAGCCACAUGAUCCUUUUCUUUUCGGAAAAAUGGUCGACACAUUUGAUGAAUCUGAAACUGCAUCCCUUGAUCAUCUGCUUCUAACUGAUCUGAUAAACGAGGUGCUACUUGAGACCUAUGAAAAGUCUUUCCUUCAGAAUUGGUUCUUGCUCAUACAUCGUAGCCCAAGGACAAUUCCUUUGGGCCAUCAUCUUCUCAAGGGAGUCUGGAUGAAGAUUAGCAAACUUCUUAAUUUGCAAAGGCAGUCGAAUCACACGCUACAAAAUGCCAUGGCACAAGAUUCUGCAAACGACAACAGGUGGUUGAACUUACAGUGGGAAGCUGAGGCUGCAGGAAUGGAGUUGGAGUGCCUUGUACUGGGUGAUUUGCUAGAUGAACUGCUGCUCGAGCUUAUUGAUAUAUGAACUUGCCAACCAAUUUGGUCUCUUAUUUGUAGAUCUAUCGUUAACAUAGUUCAUACUCCAACAAUGUUCAUACAAAUACUCAUACAGCGGUUGUUUUGUUUUGGAAAGAAAAUGUUGUAUAAAUCAGGUUGUUUUGUUUUGGAAAGAAAAUGUUGUAUAAAUCAGGUUGUUUUGUUUUGGAAAGAAAAUGUUGUAUAAA